AUGGUUUCAGCAGAGAACCUCAACUUUGACGUCCUCGACUUGAUCUUCUCUUAUCUUUCUGGCCAAGAUCUCGCGUCCAUCGCGCUGGUCAGCCGAACCUUUCUCGCUGGUGUCCUACCGUCGUUGUACAGAAAUGUCUGGUUUCGACUUCGUGAAGGAAAGGCAUAUGCAGCGGGUCAAGUUAUAUCGCCGUUUGCUGUCAUCUUGAAGCAUCCUAAUCUGGGAGCCUAUGUUCGAAGCAUCGACAUCGAAAGCGUACCGUACAGCAUUUCAAACCACAUAACCCGGCAACCACAUCCUACCUUCAUGAGGGAAUGUGCAAAGGCAAUGGCCCAAUGUCGAAACCUGAUGACCUUCAAAUGCAGUCUCCCAAACGUCGUCCCCUCGUUCCUCACCUCCCUCCAGAGCAAGCAGCGGCUGACGACGUUGAGGAUAUACGCGAGCCUGACGACGGAGCAGACGAGGCUGCUGAGCAAGAUCCAGGGCGUGGAGAACUUGGUGCUGGAGUUUGCGUCGUGGAAUGUGAUUGAUGCGUUGCCGCGGUGGGUGGAGAAUGGUUUGUCCAAGUCGUUAAGGUCUCUGGCGUUUUAUAUGACCAAUGAACUCAACACGGAGACACUUGAGAGGAUCUUGGAGCAGGUCCCGGAAUUGGAGGGUCUUCAUGUCAUGAGCUGCGCCCGAGUGGACCAUGCAGCGACACUUAAGCUGCUCAAGUACACACCCGAGUUGGAGCAUCUGUCCAUGUCUGUUACAGAGAAUAUUGGCGCGCUGCCACUUUUGCCACCGACAUUAAGCAACCUGCGCUCGCUCUGCAUCGACGCCAAGUACUCCCGCGCCAACUCACCCGUCCCCGGCAUUCUCCAGACGAUCCUGGACUACUUCAAGGGCUCGGCCUGCCAACUCUCCUCCUUCUCAUUGAAGAUGCCCGACCGCAAGAUCGGCGUGGGCCAUCCCUUUGUCAAGAACUUACUGGAGAUGUUUGGAUCAUCCCUGAAGCGAAUGGCCUUUAUUGACUGUCAUCUGGAGUUUGAGUCGUUGCGGCUUAUGAGCAAGAAGUGUGUGCAGCUGGAGAGGUUGACGGUUGUGGUGCCCCCGAAAGACAUCUACUCGUUUACGGACGCGCUCAAGCCUUCGAAGUCCUUGAAGACUCUCAUCAAUCUCGACAAUAAUCACCAUGUACAUGGAGUACGCCCUCCCAUCAACCAAGAGAACGUGGAACACAUGUUCGAAUGCAUCACUUCUCUCCACACAGUAGUCAGUGACAAGCGGGUAUGGGUGCGAAAAGAGCUGGGGCAUGGUUAUGUCCAUGCCAAAAUCGAAAGGCGAUUACCUCCCGGGCCACGUUCGCUGUGGUUCUUACCUUCUUCGAGCAAGAUUUGA
Coprinopsis cinerea okayama7#130 is the source of this 1380-nucleotide messenger RNA. RefSeq lists its product as hypothetical. The transcript is spliced from 7 exons. The record is from RefSeq and is a predicted model, not a curated record. Bases 1 to 1380 code for a protein of 459 amino acids. NCBI's taxonomy places the organism in Eukaryota, Fungi, Basidiomycota, Agaricomycetes, Agaricales, Psathyrellaceae. Gene Ontology annotation, molecular function: protein binding.